AUGGCUGGCUGCGGGCUGCCUGUGCCCAUUCUCCUAUGGGGUCGUACGUCUUGUGGACUAGAGGCCGGCCCAUCCCUCGUGCGCUACGGGCCCCAUCGGGGGCCUGCCGUGUCCCCUCACAAGCCCCACCGCACGCCCCCCUGGGCCCGGGGCCGGCCUUGCCCCGCUCCGUACGCGGGAAACCGGGGCUCAGAGCCGCGGCUGCUACUGGAAGGUAGCCUGUGCCGGGGAGGCGGGCUGUUCGGAAGAGGCGGGACGAGCGGCCCGACGGCCGCACUCAGGCACGGGACGGGCUUCCCACUGCCGGCCCGCGAGGGGCUUCGGAGGCCCCCAGGGGCCCUGGACGCGAUAGGGGAGGGCCUCGGGGGGCGGGCCCACAAGGGGCGCGCUGGUUGGCGGGGGCGGACCCACGCGAAGGGCGCGGCGCAGGCGUCGAAGGCGCGCGCAAGCCGCGCGUGGUUUGAGGCGAUCUCGUGCGCCGCGUCUGGGGAGGGCCGGCAUCCCCCACCCCCACCCCCACCGCCGCCCCCAAGGCCUCGCCGCUGCGCGCGCACGCGCGCCGCCACCCGUCCCAGCGCGCCCGGGGCCAUCGUCUCCCGCGAGGCGGCCGGGGACCCCCGGACUCACGACAUGAGCUCCCCCGACGAGGGGUCUGUCUGGGGCGCGGGUUUCGGCCCAGAGGGCGGGGCGCGGGCCGGCGUCCGCCCCGCCGAGCCCGGAGCCCUGCGGGCAGUCGGUCUAGGCCCUGCUCUGGGGGCGCCGCGGAGCGGCGAGGGCGAGGGCGGCUUCCCCCAGCCCGGGGGCCGCCCCAGCUGCCCGGCCGACGGCAGGGACGCGGCGGCGGACUGCGCGUCCUACCCGGCGCCGCCGGCCGCGGCGAACGUCCUGCAGCCCCUGACCCGGCGGGGCGUCUGCAGAUACCGGUCCCCGGAGAGCUGCGCCGCCCGAGGCUCCACCGUGUGGGCGGGCCUCGAGCCAGGUGCCGGCGGCCCCGGCGCGCCUGCCCUUAGCUGGGUGGCGUCGCAGCCGGCUUCCGCCGCCCUGCUCCCGCUCCCUGGGCCCGAGGGCGGCCCGGCCUGGGGCAGCCCUAAAAGAGGCGGGAGGAGCAGGCUGGGCAGCCCUGCGAGUCGCGGGCGGCCCUCGGCGGGCGGCCCGGUCCGGCUGCCUUCCGACCCCGAGCCAUCAGACGAGGCCAGCGAGCUACAGCGGACGAGGAGAGCCUCGGCAGCUCCCCUGGACCCGGCCACGUUCCCGCCAGUCUCUGGCGUCCCGCUGCUUGUGAGGUGCAGGAGGGCCAAGCAGUCCAAGCAGCCCGGCACUGGGAAGAAAUCUGUGGCCGGGAGGACAAUGGAGUCUCAGCCGGUGGAGGUGGCGGGAGAAGAUAUUGACCCAAACAGCGACCCAGCCCCGCGGGGCCAACCUCCAGGACACAGACCAGGGCCAUGUAGUCGGUGCGUGCGUCGUCCAGAAGGCAGCAGUGGCCACCUCAACACCAGAGCCGCUCCCCAAGUUGCGGGAAACCCACAGUGCUUGGCCCGGAGCCAGGGAAAUACGGUGCCCAGGGGGCCUGCACCCUCCGGUGACCAGGAACCGCUUGACCGACCUCCAGGACGGCAAAGGCAGCAGCAACCACGUGGAGCACGGGGCUGUCCUCGGUGUCACGUGCUACAGAGAGAAAUAGGCGACCUGAAAGAGCACCUUGCGGCCGUCCUGUUCCUGGCUGACAAGUUCCAGAGCCUUUGAAGUUGAGCCCAGCACCUUCCCACAGGAGAAGCAGCUGGUGCCUUUGGAGCCCGGGACCUGUGGCCAAGCUGGUUCCCUCCUGUUCUCCCUCAGCCUGGGCUUCCUCUCCCCUUCUCUUGCCCCCUCCCCACCCCAGUUCAC
This is a messenger RNA of Equus quagga, 1884 nucleotides long. RefSeq lists its product as uncharacterized. NCBI's taxonomy places the organism in Eukaryota, Metazoa, Chordata, Mammalia, Perissodactyla, Equidae. The transcript is spliced from 7 exons. Bases 1 to 1743 code for a protein of 580 amino acids. The record is from RefSeq and is a predicted model, not a curated record.